Molecule: messenger RNA, 1066 nt
Organism: Nicrophorus vespilloides
Lineage: Eukaryota; Metazoa; Arthropoda; Insecta; Coleoptera; Silphidae
Product: alpha-tocopherol transfer protein-like
Exons: 7
Coding region: 116-1030 (304 amino acids)
Cellular component (GO): membrane
Molecular function (GO): phosphatidylinositol bisphosphate binding
Source: RefSeq, a predicted model, not a curated record
UCGCAUAUAAAAGACAUCGACAUUCAAAAUUCAUCACUUCUACACAAGCGUCCGUUCUAUAAAGAUACUUAAGCACAGUUUCAAACGAGAAUAAAAAAAAAACUACAUAAAAAAAAUGGGCGCAAUCGAUCUGAAAUCUGUGACUCCGCUUUUGCAAUAUACCGAUGACGAUGUUUCAAAAGUAUUGGCUGCCUAUAAUAGAAAAGCGAAUUCUUUGGAUGAAGAUGUUAACACUAUAAAGGAAUGGUUCAAAACGCAAACCCAUAUUCCAGUUCAACCAAGUGACCGUCAAAUUGUAUCUUUUCUGAUCAUGAACAAAUUCUCCAUCGAAAGGACCAAAGAGAAAUUGGAACUAAACUACAGUAUAAAAAACAUGAUUCCAGAAUACUACAACUCCAAAGUUAACCUCAAUACAAAAGCUUGCACUUUGGUCACUCUACCACAACUGACAGAAAACAAAAACAGAGUUUAUGUAUUCACUUUUCUGGACGACAAACAUUUCAAUCUUGCCAGCGUCAUCACCGAUCUGAUCAACACCUUCGAAUUGAGAACAUUGGCUGAUGUCUGCGAAAGCGAAGAAUACAUCAUUGAUUACUCCAAUAUCACCGUUUCAACCGUAGCCAAAAUGAAUCCAAUGGAUUUGAAGAAAUUGUCCACAGUUCUUGAAAAAGUUUAUUCGAAUCGUGUAGCCGGACUUCAUGCAGUCAUGUUACCAUCGUUUGCUGAAGCAAUUUUCAACGUUUUAAAAGCAUGCUUGAAACCGAAAAUUCGCGAAAGGAUUGUUUUCCACAAAAAUUAUGAAAGUUUGUUGAAAUAUUUCCCCGCUGAGAUUUUACCGAAGGAAUUUGGAGGAACCGGAAAAUCUAUAAGCGAUUUGAAAGGCGAAUGGGAAAAUUAUUUGGAGCAGAAUAAAGAGCACAUCGCUAAUAUGCACAGCGUCCGAGUGAAUGAGAAGCUAAGGCCUACUUCUCUUCAAAACCACGAUAUCUUGGGUUUCCAUGGAAACUUCAGAAAGUUGGAAGUUGAUUGAAUCGUUGUCAUUCAAUAAUUAUUUAUUUUUUUUUAC